UAAUUGAAAAAAAUACCAACAAUAGUUAGAGUAAAAUUAAAAAAAAAAAACUUAAAAGUAAAUGUCUCUAGCUUUUCUGUGAUUCGUUUCUACGUCCAUCAACACGUCUAAAGGUAAGUUAUUGUGGAUCUGGAGCAGGAGGGCUGGCGAUUGGAGGGGAGGGUGCUUGGGUAUUUGGGGUUGAGAGAAACCAUGGCCCGUGCCGUGCCCCGUGUGGAGCCGCCUGGGGGUCUGACACCACCCAGCACAUGGCAGCAGGUGGUAGGCUCCAGCUCGGCAUGUUCCAGCCCUGAGAGCGGUGACCCAGCUGUUUUGGAAUGGGAAGCCCUAGGGAGUUAGGCUUUGUUUCCUUCUGUUUUGUAAGAUCCUUUGGCGCUGCUCAGAGUGAGUGCGCAGCCUUGCAGUGAGGCCCCGCGCAGGCCAGCGACAAUGGGGGGGAUGAGGUGCGUGGGGAUGGGCGGCAGCAGGCAGUCAAGUCAAGGCUAAUCCCACGUUUAGCUUGGGCAGCUUGGAGCACGGCACCACACAUCCAUGAAAUGCUCAUUAUUGUUUCUGGGGUCCUGACGAUAUUUUGGGAUUCUCCAAAUACCAGCCGGGACCAUUUUGGCAAUGUCUCCCUUACUUUUUUCUCCUUUCACCUUUUUUUUUUUCUUUGUAGCAAGAAUUACUACCAAACUACCCUCGUUGAGCCCGAGUCCCAAGUCCUGUGCGGUGUCAGGGGGAGGCUUGCCCCUCCCGGACCACACUGGCUACCUGCAUUUGCAAAUUCAUUGUUUCGUUUUUUUCCUUUUACUACCAAAAUGUUAUAGUGACACAUUUCAUUAUAUGGAUAGUUUUUGUUGGUGGUUUUCAUUAUUAGUAACUUCAGGAGUAAAAUGAGACUUCACAUCCCUAAAAAGUAGCCUUGGCGAUUCACAGUGGUCACCUGCGUAGGAGUCCUGGAGCUAACAUAAAGGAAACGGAGCUCCGUGGCCCCGUGGGUCCUCUUGUUCCUGUACUUGCUGUACGCGGACCGAGGCGGACGCUGCCUGGACCUCUGCGACCCCCUUUCACGGCGUCCCUGCAGGCCUCCGAGGUCCCACCCACUGUCCAUCUCCCCUAGUCCCAGAAAACUCACCAUCAACCACUACCAAACCAGUGAGUCAAGAUGACACGGCACAGUGGGACCUUUCCUUUCUUUCUUCCUUUUUUUUUUUUAGAUUUAUUUAUUAUUUGAGAGUGAGCGAUCUAGCAUGUGAGCAGGAGGAGAGGCAGCAGGAGAGGGGAAGCCGACUCCUGGCUUCCCCGAUCCCACGACCCUGAGACGAUGACCUGAGCUCACACCAAGAGUCGGUCGCUCAGCUCAGCCCAUGGAGUCCCCCAGGCGCCCCGGGAUUUUUUUCUUCUUAAAAAAGAAGCGUCUGGGUGGCUCCUUCAGUGAAGCGUCUGCCUUCGGCCUCAGGUCAUGGCCUCAUGAUCCUAGGAUUGAGUCCCGAGCCGGGCAAAAUAAAAAGACCCACUUCACACGACUCAAGACAUUUUAGAAUCUUUGGGAUGAGAGUGAUACUCAGAUGUCCCUGGCCCUUUGGGAAGGUGCUGUCGGGGACGGGCUGCUGUUUGCCCUGGAGCCUCUGCCCCCAGGAUGACAGUGGGCUUGCCGUGUGGCCUGGGGUCGAGGCCCAGAGCACCCCUUGCCUGCCAGGCGAUGGAAUGUCAGCAGUCCCCGUGGUCUCAGCACGCCUGGCAGCCCUUGCUAGCUGCCCCCACCACGCACAUGCACGCAGCCCAUCCUUGGAAAGGAUCAAUCAGUGAUGGAUUAGAAAUAGAAGAGCCAAGGAACCUGCUCCUGAGUGCUGAAUCUCCAGGAGCGGGGGGCCCGCGGCAGGAGCGGAGUGUGGGGCAGGAGGGGUGUUGGCCCUCGGAGGCUGGGGGACUCCAGCGCUUGCUCAGCUCCUUGGCUGCCUCGUUUUCUCAUCUGCAAAGUGGGAGAGCGCUUCGUGAGCCUGUUUUAAAGGACCCAGCCCUUGUAGCUUUCUGGAUGCUGCCGCCGCCCUCGGAGGCGGCCCUGAGCCAGCUGCUGGCCCGCAAGGAGGAGGAGUGGAGGGCGCUGCAAGCCCACCGCUGCCAGCUGCAGGAGGCCGCGCUGCAGGCCGCGCACAGCCAGCUGCAUGAGGCGCAGGGGGCGCUGCGGUGCCUGCAGGAGGACUUCGCGUACAACCUGCAGGUGCUGGAGGAGCGGGACCUCGAGCUGGAGCGCUACGACACCGCGUUCGCUGAGGCCCGUGGGCGGGAGGAGGCACGGCAGGCGGAGCUGAGCGAGCUGAGGGUGCAGGUGGCCCGGCUGAGGCAGGCGCUCGCCGGCGAGGCCCAGCGGCGGGAGGACCUGCAGCAGCAGCUCCAGCUGAAGCAGCAGGAGCACCGGCUGGAGCUGGAGCGCGUCCACAGUGACAAGAACAGCGAGAUGGAUCAGCAGCGGGAACAGUAUGAAAACCUGAAGUGGCAGCUGCAGAGGAAGCUGGAGGAGCUCGAGGGCGAACUUGCUCUGCAGAGGCAGGAGCUGCAGCUGGAAUUCGAGUCUGAAAUGCAGAAGAGGGAGCACGGGUUCCGCCUGCAGGCUGACGGCAUGAGCAACGCGGUGCUGACUCAGGAGCUCAAGGUGAAACUGUUGAACAAGGAGCUCGGGGCCCUGAAGGAAGCUGCCGCCCAGGCCGCGGAGUCGCUGCGGGGCGCUGAGGCCGCCAACGCGGGGCUGGAGGAGCAGCUGCAGCACAGCCGCCAGGAGCUCAGGGACCUGGCCGCCGCCAAGGACGCCCGGAUAAAGGACUUGGAGGGCAAACUUAACUCUGUGCAGCUCUCCAGGAAGAAGGAAGAGGAGGUCUUCAGGAGGAAGCACCAGGAGCUCGACCACCUGGCCCGGGAGAGGGACGUGGCGCUGGCGGCCGUGAAGGAGGCCCACGCGGAGCAGCUGAAGGCGCUGGAGGCCCGGGCCCUGGAGCUGCAGGCCCGCUGCGAGACCCUGGAGCUGCAGCUCCGCAGGGCAGAGUGGAGGCAGGCCGACGCCCUGAAGGAGAAGGAUGCCGCCGUGGACCGACUUCGGGAAGAUGCAUUGACUCUGAGGUCGGGCUGGGAUGCCCAGGUUGCUCAGCUGUCCAAGGACAUAAUCUCCAGGGACCUUCAGAUUCAGUCGCUGCAGGAGGAAGCAGGGGAGCUCAAGGCACAUCUGGCCCGGUGCCAGCAGGACGUCGGAAGGUACAAACAGCAGCUGUCGGCGGCAGCGGACAGGGAGCGGUGCCUGGAGCGUGAGCGGGCACAGCUGGAGCUGGACUGGCGGCAGCGCUGUGACAGCGUGGAGAGGGACCACUACCGCAAGUCCGAGGACCUGAUCCAGGCCCUGACCGAGGCGCGAGAUCAGGCUGCUGCCAAGCUGCAGGAGACCGAGCGGACGCUGCGUGACCAGGAGGUGGUGCUGCAGGCCUUGAGCCUGGAGAGGGACCGGGCCGUGGAGGCGCUGAGGACACGUGGGCUCCUCCCCGACAAGGAGGUACAGGUGCUCCUAAGGCAUCGUGAAGAAGAAACCAAGGAAAGUUUUCCGUCUAAUGAGAUCCAGAGGCUCCAGGAGCAAAACACAAGCUUACGAAGGGCUGUUUCAGAGAUGAGGAAAGAAAUGGAGACUCUGAGUGAGCACGUUCUUCCCCCUGCCCCGUCAGGGGGUCAGGCUGGCGGCCCAGAGGAGCCCCGGCCACGUCCAGAGGCAGCUGCGGAGGCUCCUGAUCACGUUAUGGUCCUUGAAACAGAAAUACAAAAUCUAAAGGAUAAACUUAAAACCCUGGAGGAACAGAUAGAAGAUGUCUUAGAUCCUGCAAAGAGGUCCUCAUCUUACGCUGACGUUCAGCCCAGCGUCCACUGCCCGGCCGAGGCCCCCGGAGGAGCCAUGUCAGCUGGUCGUGCACCUGUGGGGCAGGCGCUCAGGAGGCUCAGAAACAGGACGCAUCUCACCACCGUCCUGGUGGCCCGGCUCAAGCAGAAGGUGCUGCAGAGACCCCUGGACCCAGACAUCAUCCAGCACGAGCUUCCCCGUGAUGUGGACCAGGUGCACCUGGAGGUUUUGGAACUGCAGAAGCAGAUGGCUGAGCUUGAGGAGCAUCUUGGGAGCAGACAGCAGUUGGGAGCCCCAGACAAGGCUGUCCUCGGUGGGGAGGUCCCUGCAGACCAAGGACCCCCGAGGACAGAGGACUUGUCUGUGCCCCGACUCCAGCGGAGACUAAAGGAGGCGACCCGAAAAAUCCUCCGCCUCUGCGAAGAGAAGGAGCAGCUCCUGGAGAUGGGGAACAGGCUCCGUGCAGCGCUGGCGCGCCCCCCAGGGAAACUGCCUCGUCACCCCCUGCCCACCCUUGAGGCCCCUUUGGGACAGUUGCAGCCCCACUUUGCAGCCCAGGACCCGGAGCACCGCAGGGAAGAACGUGUCCCUGCCCGCCCUGGAGACGUCCAGCCCGGCGCGGCCCAGACCGUCGGCAGCAGCCCUCCUCCGCCAGGCUGCGCAGCGGGGGCCGCGGGGCCCGGGCAGCGACAACACAGGUCAACUCGACAGAAAGAAAACCGGUCCCCAAGGCCAUGCCUGGCUCCCGGACCCCACAAGGAGAGUGGCCACCACACCCGAAGCUCCUCAUCACCAGCUAGCAGUCCCCUCCAGGACACGUGGAAGCUGCUGGACCUGGGGUCCAGCCCCUCCGGCCUCACCUCCCAGGACGACUCUGUGCCAGGUCCAGCCGCCAGCAGCCUCGGACACCCUGACCCAAGCCCUGUGGGCACACAGGCAGCCUUUGCCAUCACAGGGGUGAAGAUGGAAACACAGGCCAAAGCCAAGCCCACUGGACCCUCCAGGGCUCACCCUGCAAGGACGAAAGGCUGCCCGCGGCCCCCCAGGCCCCCCAAGAUCCGGAACUACAAUCUGAAGGACUGAGUUCCCGGGCCCGCCCCUCUGUCCCCUGUGGGCGCCUGGGGCCCGUGCUGGACUCACGCACCGGCGCUGUGUGUGUGUGUGUGUGUGUGUGUUUGUGUGCAGGCCCCAUGUGCACACGAGGACAGUGCGGGUGCACGUGUGCGCACGCGAUGCAGGCUGCAGGCAGGCACCCCAAGUGCUGCAGAGGCGCCCCGCGGCGCCCCAGGUCCGACCAGAGCCAUUAAAGCCCAUGCCCCCGUGCUCUCGUUUGGCCAUCGCGUUGUUGACCUGUCCUCCUCAGAAAUGGCAUCUGAGCACUGCGGCCAUGUGACAAGGAGCCAGGGGGGCCUGGGGGGGAGCACAAGGCCCCUCACAAAGUAGGCGUUUCCCCAGAGAGCACGGCCCACGCGAG
Nyctereutes procyonoides (raccoon dog) is the source of this 5330-nucleotide messenger RNA. It is a transcript of the gene CCDC57, whose product is annotated as coiled-coil domain containing 57. NCBI's taxonomy places the organism in Eukaryota, Metazoa, Chordata, Mammalia, Carnivora, Canidae. The record is from RefSeq and is a predicted model, not a curated record. The transcript has 20 exons. Bases 1622 to 4939 code for a protein of 1105 amino acids.